GUCAGUCAAUCACACGUGGGUAGUAAUUUGGUGCUGCGAAGAUGGAGAGGGGGUCCACGGAAACGACCACGAGCCUGUACAAGGAUAUGGACCUUUCGUCGAUCACCGACACAACCAACGCACUCCCGCUCCCCGCCAUGCACACCCUAAUGGAGAUCCGAAAGGCACUGACGACGACCUAUCUCCCGCCGACGAAACGAGCGGCCCGCGUGAAAAGCAUCGUCGAACAUGAUGCGCAGUUCCUCAAGGAACUCCUACGCGUCGCCGACCAAUGUCUCGACCUUGACGACGACGAGAGCUUGGAACUGCUGUUCCAGAUCACAAAGGCCUUGUUUGAACUGUGCGAUGCAAGUGUGCUGCACCUGCUCCUAUCGGACACGUACUUUCUCGACGUGGUCGGCAUUCUCGAAUUCAAUCCCCACACGAUUCGAAAGAUGUGCUUUCGCAAGGAACUGUCGGCCCACAUGACGUUCAACGAGGUAAUCUCGUUCAUCAUGAUGCAUGCAUGCAUAUAUGUAUGUAUUCGUUCCAGGGGGUUGAAUGCACCAUGGGACGGUAGGUCAUUCCCAUCACAGACCCGCAGGUUGUGCAAGCGAUCCACGUCAACUACCGCAUCGACGCCAUCAAGGACAACAUCUUGUCCCGGUCUUUGGCCGACGGAUGCACGAUUUGGCUCGAGUCCAUCGUGAACGAGAACAACAUCUCGAUCCUCACGUACAUCUCCAACCACGAAGAGUACAUGGUUCAGUUGCGCGCUCUCGUCGCGGACCGUUCCACCGAGUCGACGGGUCUGCUACUUUUGCAAAACGUCAUGCGACUGAUUCAAAUCACGCAGCCGCCGUCCCGCGGUACAUACAUAUCCCCCCUUAUCCUUCGUCUUCCUCACGAUAUCUUGUUCUAGGCACGCCGCGCGUCCCGCACAUGCUCAAAGCCGAUUACUCUGGCAUGAACCCCGUGUUCGGGUCGCUCCAUCACGCGCUGUUCCCCACGACGCUCUUGUCCAGCUUCGCCGCCAUCGUCACGCGCGCAAACGACACGAACCGACUGCUCGUGCUCGAGAUGCUGCAUCAUCUCGUGCUCUUCCAAAACGGCGACCUCCUCCGCGUGUACAUGGCGGACGAGCGCGGGUGCUGCGACCUCUCCAUUCCGUUCUCCCUAUCCUGGGAACCCCAUCAAUCGCUGCUCCUCGCGAUUCUCGUCGCGUUCGUCCAGGCCGAAGCCGCGCGCGGCGGCGUGCUGGACGUCCUCAAGCACCUCUUCCACGUCGUCCCUGGCCGCGAUGACAAGUUCCUCCAUAUGCUCUAUCAUGGCAAUUACAUGCACUGGUGGGUACAUCUCCUCGGCCUCCCCGACCAGACCGGCAAUUUGUACGAACUGCAUGCGUCAGUGUGGGAAGUGCUCACCAUGUGCGUGUCCCAUCACGGGUACCGCAUCAAGUACCUUCUCGCCAAGAUCCCCAUCGCCGCGUACGCCACGGACGCGCUCGGUAGCGGCAACAAGCUCCGCGUACUGCACGUUGCUGCGUUUCUCAGGGCUUGUGUAUUGCGAAAUGAAACGUUCUACAGCAACGUGGUCGCGACCCCGGCCAUUUGGGACGCGAUCGUCGACUUGCUCCAUGUGCGCCCGAGGAACCCAUCUGCAGUCGUGUCGGCGUUGCUCGAGAUGAUCAUGUCGGCGGAAGCGCACAACUGCCGCUUGAUCAUGCAACAUAUCGUGACCCAUGCCAAGGUGACGCUGUUGGAAGCAGCGUACCCUGGCGUGAUCACGUCGAUCAAAGCCAAGCUCUCGGACGGCCAGCCAGAAGUCCACAAUGGACUGACGAUUCAGGAGGAAGAGCGAUACUGGGCGCAAGAAGAACAGACGAUGGUCGUUGUAGUCGACGAAGUAGAUGACAAGGACGACACGACGGGAGUGGUCGUGGUGGCAGCAGAAGAAGAUCAAGAAGGAGGAGGACUCACCAGUCCGCCGCCGCUAAUCCCGCUGCAGGACAGGGAAGAGACAGGCAUCGUCGCGAGCAGCAGCAGCAGCCCCGUUGGCGGCUCCACCCGGCGGCCCAAGAAGCAAGUGAAGAACUUGUUCUCCACCAUCCAGUGGAGCAGUCCAUCCAAAAAGCAGAAAGUCGACUUGUAGUCCCGUUAAAUAGUGUGACGACGCGAGGACAUAUUUAAGUGCGAAAUGGCGUGUUAUCCGGAUUCCAGCCAAC
Messenger RNA from Aphanomyces astaci, 2203 nucleotides. RefSeq lists its product as hypothetical. The transcript has 2 exons. NCBI's taxonomy places the organism in Eukaryota, Oomycota, Saprolegniomycetes, Saprolegniales, Verrucalvaceae. Gene Ontology annotation, cellular component: protein phosphatase 4 complex; nucleoplasm. Gene Ontology annotation, biological process: protein dephosphorylation. The record is from RefSeq and is a predicted model, not a curated record. The coding region runs from base 541 to 2130 and encodes 529 amino acids. Gene Ontology annotation, molecular function: protein phosphatase activator activity.